Emiliania huxleyi CCMP1516 is the source of this 597-nucleotide messenger RNA. RefSeq lists its product as hypothetical. Bases 1 to 597 code for a protein of 198 amino acids. Lineage: Eukaryota; Haptophyta; Isochrysidales; Noelaerhabdaceae. The record is from RefSeq and is a predicted model, not a curated record. The transcript is spliced from 2 exons.
AUGCUAUUCGCAGUCGCUCCGUGGUGGCAUUUUCUGCCCUUUCCGACGUCUCCGUCCAGCCGGCUGCGCUGCGAGACCGCUGUGCUGCGCGAGUCGCCGCGCGUUCCCGCUCGCUGGCAGGCGACCCCGGACUGCGAGCGGCCCGUGCGAUGGCGGGAGCUCGUGCCGAGCCUCGUGACUGUCGAGCAGUUUCUCGCGGCGAACGAGCGCGCCGAGGCUCGCGGGCGGCUCCUCGCAGUCAAAUUCUACUCGCAGCGCUGCCGCGCGUGCCUGCGGAUUGCAGCCAAGUACCGGCGGCUCGCGCUCGACUUCUCCUCCGGCGUCGACUGCUACGAGGCGGAGCAGCGCAGCGCUCGCCCUCUCCUCGACGCGCUCGGCGUGACGUCGGUGCCGACGCUGCAGAUAUACCGCCCGCACGGCGUCGUGAUGCUCACCAGCGGAGCCUACAGGCCCGAGGAGCUUCCGCGGGUGGACAAGCGCGUGCGAACCGCCCUCCGCAGCAUCCGUGAGCGGCCCGGCCUCUGGCUUAGCCGGGGCGAGCGCCUCGAGGCCACCCUCCGAGAGCAGUCCUCCCCUCCCUCCACGCGCCCACCCUAG